Molecule: messenger RNA, 3211 nt
Organism: Mya arenaria
Lineage: Eukaryota; Metazoa; Mollusca; Bivalvia; Myida; Myidae
Product: protein SpAN-like
Exons: 6
Coding region: 545-1627 (360 amino acids)
Molecular function (GO): serine-type endopeptidase activity
Source: RefSeq, a predicted model, not a curated record
UCAAACUCCAAAACAAUUUCCUUAAAUUGAAACUUAAUGACAGUAAAGAGGAAACAAGUGAGUAAAAUAUUGACACAUUAGCCAGGAUGUGCACUAAACUGCAGAAGCUGCAUGUCUGUGCAUAUUUCACAAGACAUGGAUGGCAGGACUGAUUGUUGAAUGCGGAUGCCUCUAGAAGUGCACUAUCCAGGUAGUGUUUACAUACUGCAGGCCGGCCUACCUGGCUGGCACUGACGUAACUUCACCAGCUGAUCCCUGUACCUGGAACCGGGAAUGCUACCUGCAGUUUGACAUACUUUUUUUCUUCCUAUAACAUACUUUUUGUGUUUGUGUUCAGAUGGUGAUGUUUUUCAUCAAGAGUAAGACAGGAAAUAAACGUGAUACCUUUAAGCUUGUAAACAGACAGUGAACGAACAAGUGUGGGGAAAAGUCAUGGAAAAGUACCAUAAAACUUAAUCCCAUGUCAUUAUAAUAUGAGGAAAUACACUUUGGAACAUUUUAGGGCCGUUACCAGCAACCAAGGUGUGAUGGUUGAAGCGUGAAGAUGUUGGGAGACCCCGACUACCUGGCGGCCAUCUUGAUCUUAACCCUCAUCCAGGGCCUCGGUUGUGUCACAGGAGAGUCUGUGAGCGCUUGUUUCCGUGACAACGAGAAGGCACUACAGAUCAGCUGCGGCUCGGGAUACAUGGUUCGCAUCACUGGCACAUUCUAUGGCUACAGCUACACUAACACAUGCUCCUUCCGGCCUGGUGACUGCACCCAGGCAAAGCACACCACGUACCCAUGCACUGGUUACGACUCGUGCACCAUCAGCUUACCGACCGCGGGCGUUGGCAAGCGACUCACAGAGUGUGAUAACUACAGCACCUACUUCCAGGUGGAAUAUACAUGUGAACCAGUGACUCAGACAACGGACAUAUGCAGACAAACCACACUGACAUCCCAGCGUGGGUACAUCUCGACACCCCACUACCCAGGGAACUACCGGGACAACACCGGCUGUGAGACCAACAUUAAGGUCGAUCCCUCGCAGCAGAUCAACCUCACAGUCAUUGACAUGGAUCUUGAGAUCAACGGCACGUACGGCUGUCAUGACUGGAUGUACGCCUAUAACCAGCACCGUAGCGUGACACUGUGUGGUCGCCGUAGCAACGAGAAGCUGGUCACCCUCCAGAGUAACGAGAUCACUAUCACGUUCCAGAGUGAUGUUCGCACAAACAAGAAGGGUUUCUGGAUAUACUAUGAAGCCUGGCCCCCACUUGUAGUGACACGGCCCCCCACAAUGCGGCCGAUGACCCAUGUGCCCUCCCACAGCCCGGAUGAGACAACCAGCACACCAGGCCCAGUGCAGGGUAUCAGCAGUAGUACAGCAUCACAGAACCACACACCAGCAGCAAAGAAGGAAAAACUACCAUUUGUUGCAAUAGUGUCUGGUGUGAUAGGCACGCUCACAUUCAUCCUCAUAGUGCUACUGGUCAUCCUUGUGUACCGGUGGUUGCAAGAUAAGCGGGACGCCGCAUACAAGCACAAGGCCCCUGACAUAGAGUACCUCGACGCCCGCAACCCUGCAUACCGCAGCAGCACAGGCACUGAGUUUGGUGGGAUAGAAAUCUACUAUAACCGUUAGCCGCAGUCGCCUUACAUAAAGUGUAAAUUAGAGGAGCUACAGAUCUUCACAUAAUGACAGUUUUCUUGAAGAGAGAUUUACUGACAUAUGGGGAUUUGUGACAGACUUCGGGGAUAAAGACAAGGAAUAUUCUCACUGGUUGCUGUGAGACUGUGUUCUGAAAGACAUUAAUGCUACAGUUGUGAUAUGGAUAGAAACUUUCAGGAAAGCAUUAUGAGCUGUUCUAUGUGUUACGUUGAGUGUUUUGUCACAGUACAAUGUUUGUGACCCCCUUCAGGGGAGGCAAUAUCUCAACUAGUCAAUACAGAGUUACGUGGCUUACCCAGCCAGCACAGGGGACUAAAGGAACUACACAGCAAGCGACAGAAGUGCUUCAUUCAAUCUGUGAUCGUCACCUAUCAGGGACUAAGAGUGAUGUUUGAGGUGUGGGCAUUCCCCACUGUACGCGUGGGAACCCAAGGGGCUUAGCCAAUCCGAGGUGUAUACAUGUUUGGCAAAUAAUUGGUAUUUUAUUUCAUGUUUGGUUACACAAUGGAACCAGAUGAGUGAACUGAAACUGGCACUAUGAUGGAGCUACACUAGUGUCAUAGAAAUCCAAACUCACCUGUGAUAGAAUUGAUACAGUAUAAGGAGAGUACUAAAAUGGCAUUGUGCUGUCCCCUACCUGCCUUCAGGUCCGCUUCUUCCAGCUCAUAGCAAUUUAUUUAUUAUAUUCUUUAGACGCCGUAAUGUUUACGAAAAACGCAAAGAGAUGCAAAAGACAUCAUAUGAUUUGGUAGGGUAUUAAAACGGCUACCCAUUUGCAAUGUGCACUUGUUAUCCCUGGAUGAUAGGGUAUAUAUUACAAAAAUGAGCACCAUGGCAUACAUCUGACCAUGUCCAAUGUUCUAUUCUGCAAACUUACUUUGUGACAUUUUGAGUUGCUGAGCAACUGUGCCAUUCUGUUUCACUCUCUGCAGGCCAAACCCUACCCUAAUCUGUAUAUAUCUCCAGACAUAGACAAUUGUGUUCUCGCCACAAAAGUGCAAUAUGAAUGUAAAUACUGGUCAUUCUGUAAAUAGUCAGGCAAAGAGUGUAUAUAAUCAGCAUCGGUAAUUUUAUUCAUAACUUAUUACUGCAUAAUUAUAUUGUGCCUAUGAUGUUUGUCAUUCUUUAAAUUUUGUGUUGCUUUGUUGUUGUUUUUAUUAUUCGUAUAUGUUUCCUGUAUAUGUUCCUUUCAAUGAAAGACAAAAAAACAAAAGUCUAAGUUUUCUAAUAACAUCAAGUAAAAAUUAUAGAAAUCAUAUAUCUUCACCUUAAUGCAUGAACUCAUUAACUGCUUCUAUUUCUAUAUGCAAUUUUGGAGUUACUGCACUAGGGUGACAAAUUAUCAUAUAUAUUGUGAAACAAAAAAUGAUUGAGGGAAAUAGUUAUUGUUCACCUUUUCAUUAAAUUAAGAAUUCUAUAACAAAGGUGUGAUACUUUUUAAGUCAAUAAAUUAAACCAGGAAUAUAUAUUUAUGUAUUUAAUUAUUGGUAUGUAAUGUUUUGUGCUAUUUUCAGAAGUGUUUGUUAUAAAUGUGAUAGAAAUACAAUCAGUAAAUCA